Messenger RNA from Vidua macroura (Pin-tailed whydah), 2096 nucleotides. It is a transcript of the gene LHX2, whose product is annotated as LIM homeobox 2. Gene Ontology annotation, molecular function: RNA polymerase II transcription regulatory region sequence-specific DNA binding; DNA-binding transcription factor activity, RNA polymerase II-specific. The transcript has 5 exons. Bases 305 to 1612 code for a protein of 435 amino acids. Gene Ontology annotation, biological process: regulation of transcription by RNA polymerase II; neuron differentiation. NCBI's taxonomy places the organism in Eukaryota, Metazoa, Chordata, Aves, Passeriformes, Viduidae. The record is from RefSeq and is a predicted model, not a curated record. Gene Ontology annotation, cellular component: nucleus.
CUCCCAACCGUAAGCGUGCCCAGCCUUCUGCCAACUGGGCCAGAGCAUAAAGCCUGGGACUGCACCUGGGGCAAUGAGCCCUGCACUGAAGAAGCCUCCUAGAGAGAUGUGCCGGGGCCGCGCAACAGACUAGAUCCAAGCCCCGAAGCUUACACCACCAGUUAUCCCCUCUCCCUCAUCCCCUUCGCCCGCCUUUUCUGCACCCCAUCCCUUGAAACCUCGGAUCAGUGCCUGCGCCGCGCUCCGGAGAGCUCUGCCGGGGGAAAAACCCGGUGCCCAAGGAGAGACGGGGCGGCCGUGCUAGAUGCAUGGGGGAGGGCUCCGGUUAAUGCAAGUUCUGGGCUCCUGCAGGGACCCCGACAACUGUCAGCAGCAACAGCAACUCGGGCCCUCCUCCUCUGCUUCCUCAGCGAUGCUUUUCCACAGUCUUUCCGGCUCGGAGAUGCACGGGGUCAUCGACGAGAUGGAUCGGAGAACCAAAAGCGAAGCACCGGCCAUCAGCUCGGCUAUAGACAGGGGAGAGACGGAAACGACCAUGCCUUCCAUCAGCAGUGACAGGGCUGCCCUGUGCGCCGGCUGCGGGGGUAAAAUCUCCGACCGUUAUUACCUGCUGGCUGUGGACAAACAGUGGCACAUGCGCUGCCUGAAGUGCUGUGAAUGUAAACUCAACCUGGAGUCCGAGCUCACCUGCUUCAGCAAGGACGGCAGCAUCUACUGCAAAGAGGACUAUUACAGGAGGUUUUCGGUGCAGAGAUGUGCGAGAUGUCACCUGGGGAUUUCUGCCUCCGAGAUGGUCAUGAGGGCCAGGGAUUUGGUAUAUCACUUAAAUUGCUUCACUUGCACCACUUGCAACAAGAUGCUGACCACUGGCGAUCACUUUGGCAUGAAGGACAAUCUGGUGUACUGCCGCCUCCAUUUCGAGACUCUCAUCCAGGGGGAGUACCAGGUGCAUUUCAAUCACUCGGAUGUAGCCGCUGGGAAGGGCCCGGCUUUGGGAGCGGGCUCUGCCAACACUUUGGGACUGCCUUAUUACAAUGGCGUGGGGACUGUCCAGAAGGGGAGACCCAGGAAAAGAAAAAGCCCGGGGCCUGGAGCAGAUCUGGCAGCCUACAAUGCAGCUUUAAGUUGCAAUGAGAACGAUGGUGACCACCUGGACAGAGACCAGCAAUACCCCAGCAAUCAGAAAACAAAGCGCAUGAGGACGUCCUUCAAACACCACCAGCUGCGGACAAUGAAGUCAUACUUUGCUAUUAACCACAAUCCUGAUGCCAAGGACUUGAAACAGCUAGCUCAGAAAACUGGCCUCACCAAAAGAGUUCUUCAGGUUUGGUUUCAAAAUGCUCGAGCCAAAUUCAGACGGAACCUCUUACGUCAAGAAAACACAGGGGUGGAUAAGACUUCAGACUCAACACUCCAAGCAGGGACCCCAUCAGGUCCUGCCUCAGAAAUAUCCAAUGCCUCCAUGAGUCCAUCCAGCACUCCCACUACUUUAACAGACUUGACUAAUCCCACUAUGCCAACUGUGACGUCGGUCCUGACAUCAGUGCCCGGAAGUCUUGAGGUUCAUGAAUCUCGAAGUCCUUCACAGACAACUCUUACAAAUCUUUUCUGAUGACUCUUUCUUAAUAAUUUCUUUAAAAAAGAAAUUAUUCUUAGCUGAAAUUCCAAGUGUAUUUUAAUAGAGGCUUUGAGCAACUGACUAACCACAAUUAGGAUCUCUCCUAAAAAACAGAAGGAAAUGUAGUGUUCUGGUAUUAUGGAGUAUGGACUGAAGAAUAACUUGGAAGAUCUAUUGCAACACAACAUUUGUGUAACUGUACAGUUUUGUGGACUGAGCAAGGGAAACAGCAAUUAAUUUAAGUUGGCUAAAGCUUCUGUAUUUUCAAAGACUGCCAUGUGCCUUAUAUACUGUUUUAUCUACAUUCUUUGGAUUCCAUGUCCACUUCUCUCUUUUUCUCUCUGUAUAUUUAUGACCAGGGCAAAAAUGUUAAAGAGUUUGUUACUUUGAAUAGUCCUAAGCCUUUCAUUGGUUGCUUUGUUGUUUUAGAGUUUUAAGGUCGAAGUCUGUUCGAAUACCAGAAUUUGUAAAAUCUAAC